Molecule: messenger RNA, 1925 nt
Organism: Mangifera indica (mango)
Lineage: Eukaryota; Viridiplantae; Streptophyta; Magnoliopsida; Sapindales; Anacardiaceae
Product: transcription factor SRM1-like
Exons: 3
Coding region: 665-1555 (296 amino acids)
Molecular function (GO): DNA binding
Source: RefSeq, a predicted model, not a curated record
UGAAAUUAGCUCUGUUAUUGAGCUCAUGUGGCUUUGGAUUGGAAGUGUGAAUUUUAUGUGGCUUUUGGUGUCAUAAUUGAGUAGUGCAUAUGUAAUUAAUUUUGAUACUACUGUCUGGUUAAUUGGCAGAAGAAAACAAAGAAUGAAGGUUACUGCAAACAGUGCUGUAAAAAUUUAAGCUUUAAAAGCAGCGUGUGUUAAAAUUUGUAAUAUUUCUGUGAGCGUACACUGUUAAAACUGUUCUCAUCAACUAGAGCUUUUGGUUAAAUGGUUUUUUUGGUCAGCAGUUCACAAGAGUCCAAAUUUUGAAUUGUGGAGCAAAUCACCAUUGAAUUCUUCACAUUCUCCACCGGUGUGUUUUGAUUUUUAUUGGAGCUGACCUGUGUUUGACCUUCCUUGGCCUUCGUGGGUUUCCUUUUGUCUCUUCUUGCUAGCUCUAUACCUUGACACUUCUUGCUUCCCUCAAAUUUGUCUUUUUAACUCAGCUAUCAGUUUGGUUGUUAGUGAUAUUUGCUACUGAAAUAAUUUCGAUUUAUUUCUUAAUACCAAAAUCCAGUGGUUUGAGGUGGGCUGUAAAGUACCGUAAUUUUUAGGGAAGGUUGGUUGUUGUUCUUUGGCUUUUCUUGUGGGUUUUAUUUUGGGUAGCGGAUUUAAACUAGUCUAGAUGACAGUGGAUGAAGUAGGCAGUAGCUCUGUAUGGACUAAAGAGCAGGAUAAAGCUUUUGAGAAUGCUUUAGCAACUUAUCCUGAAGAUGCUUCUGACCGAUGGGAGAAAAUUGUAUCUGAUAUACCUGGGAAAACACUAGAUGAGAUUAAACAUCACUAUGAGCUUUUGGUGGAUGAUGUUAACGACAUUGAAUCUGGAUGUGUUCCUGUGCCUAGCUAUAAUUCAUCAUCUGAUGGAUCUACAGGCCAUGGUGGUGAUGAAGGAACUGGAAAGAAAGGUAGCCACUAUGGGCAUUAUAACAAUGAGUCCAACCACGGAAGCAAGUCUUCAAGGUCAGAUCAGGAACGCCGUAAAGGGAUUGCUUGGACAGAGGAUGAGCACAGGUUAUUUCUUCUUGGUUUGGACAAAUAUGGUAAAGGUGACUGGCGGAGUAUAUCUCGCAAUUUUGUGGUUACCAGAACACCUACACAAGUGGCUAGCCAUGCACAAAAAUACUUCAUCCGUUUGAACUCAAUGAACAAAGAUAGGAGGCGAUCGAGCAUUCAUGAUAUCACCAGUGUUAGCAAUGGAGACAUUUCUGCAGCACAAGGACCAAUCACAGGUCAAACUAAUGGUUCGGGUGCAGGAGCUUCCUCUGGCAAAUCAGCCAAACAGCAACCCCAACAUCCAGCUGGGCCUCCAGCUGUUGGCAUUUACAGUACUCCUACUAUAGGUCAACCAAUAGGAGGACCCCUUGUCUCAGCUGUUGGCACCCCGGUGAAUCUUCCUGCUCCAGUACACAUGGCAUAUGUUGUUAGAGCUCCAGUGCCCGGAGCAGUGGUUCCAGGUGCACCAAUGAACGUUGGUGCUAUGCCAUAUCCGAUGCCCCCCACAUCUGCUCAUAGGUGAUGUGUAUUAGCUGUAAAAUUUACAAAAGGAGAAGACUACUUUGCUUAUGCUAAUGUUUAGAUAGUGGGUUCUCCAUCUAAAUUAGCCUGAAUAAGGUUGCUUAUUUGCAAGCACAAUUUGUCACUAUCAUUUGUUUAAAUUUUCAAUAAGCCAUAGGGAGAGAAAUACAUGCAAUCUGUAUAGGUGACUUUUUUAAAUGGGAUGCAUUAUGGAUAGGAAUAGUGUUCUAGCAUCUUGUCUUGAAAUCAUUAAAUUAUUAGUUGUAGUAAGUAGUUUUUUGUGGCAGAAUCUGUAAAAAAUCCAUUCUAUAUUACUAUUUUGAGUAGCUUAUCUGAGCACAUGUUGUGCCUGGCUUUGCCAUAAAUAUUCA